This is a messenger RNA of Phytophthora nicotianae INRA-310, 1737 nucleotides long. RefSeq lists its product as hypothetical. The coding region runs from base 233 to 1669 and encodes 478 amino acids. The record is from RefSeq and is a predicted model, not a curated record. The transcript is spliced from 3 exons. Lineage: Eukaryota; Oomycota; Peronosporomycetes; Peronosporales; Peronosporaceae.
GGAAAGUUUUACCCGAGCAAUGCCAACGCCACUGUUUCAUCCGUGAUGCAAAGAAUGUCUGCUUUUGCAUCACUAAUGACAUUGUUGAUAUUGACUCGGGCAAGGCUUGCCAUCCAAUAUCAGUAGGUUUACCAGCACUAGCGGAGAGACAAUACAAGAUGGGUACUGACUGUUGUCUGGCCAUAGGAUAGUGCUGUCGAUUUCGCAAACAGUUGGUACAGUAUUUGCAACCAUGACAUUCUCUCUAGAGGACGAGGACGACCGAGCCUUCCAGGCGGCGCUGUCCUUCGCGGGAGAGUGCGUGCUCGAUGGCGACGACUUGGAAGACGUUGCAGCGUCGAGGACUACCGCUUUGAUGCAGCACGACGACGAAUGGGCCGCGGAGUCCUGCGGUUUAAGGCCACGUUUUAACAACCCAGACAUCGAGACUGUCUUCGGAUCCUUCAAUAUGGCACCGACGGUAGCCGCUCAUCCGACAAAGACUCCAGCUUCGAAUCGGAGACGACGAAUCGAGGUCAAUGAGCGCAAAAAGCUGUUGCGCAAGGCUGGCAUUUACGGAGACGACAACUGGAUGAGUAAAGACAGUAGACUCGAGAUCGCGUAUCUCCGCGAGAGGAUUGAGAAACUUAACCUCGACUUGCAAGUGCUGCAGACCCGAAAGGGCAGACAACGAACAAUUCAAACGAUAGCACAGAAUGCUACAGAUACGAUGGACUUGGGAUCGCAGAUUCCGAAGGUGUGGGAGGAGAUCGCUAGUCGACAGCAACGUCGACUGAAGGCAACAGAGCGCGAAAACACCCGCUUAAAACUCGCAGUACAGCACCAGCGAAAUGUAGCAAACUGUAUGACCAACCUGGUACAGAAGCGAGCUACUCAUCUGACGAGUGACUGCUCUACCUUUAUGGAUUUUGCCUUCUCCAACCAGCACAUUGUCUGUAUGUUGAGUUCUCGUAGUGGUGGUGCAAGAGACUUCCCACUCUUGUUCCGUCAUCUUGAAACCGCUCGCCAAGAAGUGGACGCUGUGUUUGCCUCUAAUGGUCUGGCCAACAUGGUGCUCACUCCCAGCGACGUUCAUAUUCGCGAAGGGGUCGAUGGCAAAUACCUCGAGGCCUUUUCAAAUAAGGUGCUACCAUUCGGGUUACGUGCUGCAACAGAGGCUACGUGGGACCAUUUCAAGGGGUCCGAAAAACAUCUUGGUAAUGGCAAUAUCUACGAAAAGACAGCAAAGAGUCUCGAUGACCCGUACACGAUCGUCGAGGAGUUCACGAAGGAGAUGCACUCGAAGCACGCUCGAGCAGAUAUCAGGGCGCAGCAGAUUGUCCGCCGGUAUGUGGAGCCUGACCGCGACAUUGUGAUCUGGGUCUCUAUUGCCGAGCCUGCAGAGAUUAAGCAUAAAAUAUUGCGUGGACUCACUUACCAUCUUCGGGGCUAUGCAAUGACCAAACGGUCUCCAGCUUCAACACCCGAUAAUGAGAUUUCACAGCUGCAGUGUGUAUCAUUGAUCUCUCUCAAGCCAGAAGCUGAGACGGUAUAUGGUUCCGAGACCGUGCGCGCAGUCACCAACUUCCUUAUCGUUAAUGCAGCUCAGAAGAUGCAGGCUCACCAAGACCGCAUCGAGAAUGCCCUCGUUGACAAACAACUACAGCGUCGCGGUAUUAUCACGACGUAGACUCAUGGACUUAACGUAAUAUAAGGCGUUUAUUCGGCAGUGAAGAUGCUGCACUCCGAUACCAGUAC